Messenger RNA from Magnusiomyces paraingens, 1863 nucleotides. RefSeq lists its product as uncharacterized. Gene Ontology annotation, biological process: protein localization to membrane; vacuolar transport. Bases 1 to 1863 code for a protein of 620 amino acids. Gene Ontology annotation, cellular component: membrane; Golgi apparatus. Lineage: Eukaryota; Fungi; Ascomycota; Dipodascomycetes; Dipodascales; Dipodascaceae. The transcript is spliced from 2 exons. The record is from RefSeq and is a predicted model, not a curated record.
AUGGCUAUAAGGCCAAGUCUCAACAAUGGUUGGUCAAUCAAAUCCUACAAGGACCAUGAAAAAGUCCCAUUGUAUCUCAAUAAAGUCUCGUCAGGUCACUCUACCCUCCCAUAUUCUUAUGACCGACUCAAAUUCACAUGCCCAUCAUCAAACGCCAAAAACCACGUGGGUCUCAAUCUCGGCGAAGUUCUUCGUGGAGACCGCAUCUUCAUGUCCGACUACAACAUUGAAAUGCUCCAAGACUCAGCCUGUAACGAACUUUGCACAAAGACCUUAGGUCCCGAUGAAAUUAAGCAGGCUCAAUCUCUCAUCAUGCAAGACUACCAGUCUGAGUGGAUCAUUGACAACCUUCCUGGUGCCACCUCUUUUGUGUCACUAGAUCGCAGCACACGUUAUUACUCUGCUGGAUUCCCCUUGGGAUACUUUGACGAAAAAACAAAAACUUCAUAUCUUUACAAUCAUUUUAUUCUUUUGAUUCGUUACCGCCGCGCACCUAAGAAUCCCGACGAGUACGUUGUAGUUGCCUUUGAAGUUUACCCCAAGUCGGUAGCUGCCAACUCACCUGAAAAAUGUCCAGGAAACAAGGACAAGUUUGCACCAUUAGUCCUGGACUCGGCUGCUGAAUCUAUUACCGUUCCUUAUACCUACACUGUUUAUUUCAAGGAGGAUGAGUCCAUUGAGUGGGAGUCACGUUGGAACAAGUACUUGUCUUACAUGGAUGACACGUCACACAUUCACUGGUUGUCAUUAGUCAACUCUCUUAUCAUUGCAACUCUACUUGCCACGUUUGUUGCCAUCAUUGUGAUUCGCACUCUCAAUAGAGAUAUUACCAAUUACAACAAGCGUGCAGAUAACGAUCUUGAAGACAGUGUUAUUGUUGGAGAUAGCAAGGAUGUUGAGUACUCUGGCUGGAAGCUUGUGUUUGCCGAUGUUUUUAGACCGCCCAUCAAUUCUUCUCUCUUUGCUUCUUUGAUUGGAUCAGGCAUGCAGUUUUUCGUCAUGACCGUUACUGUUGUUGGAUUCUCGUGUCUGGGUGUUUUGAACCCCAGUUACCGUGGUGGUUUGCUCUCCUAUGCACUUUUCCUCUUUGCCUUUUCAGGUGUCUUUUCAGGCUACGUUGCUGAACGCAUUAGCAAAAACUUUGGCAGUGAGCGAUGGGGCAAAAUCGCCAUUUUGACUGCUCUUGUUGUCCCUGGUGCUUUUAUGUUGCUUGUUAUUAUUCUCAACUUUUUCGUCUGGUCGCAAAGUUCCUCGUCUGCCCUACCUUUUGGCACAUUGUUGGCACUCAUGUGCAUCUGGGCCUUUAUUUCAUGUCCUCUUGUGCUUUCGGGUGCCUUUUUGGGCAACAGAGUCAAGCGUACCCCAGUUCCUGUGGAACCCACGGCUAUCCCACGUCAAAUCCCGCGCCAGCCGCGGUAUAAGGGUCUGGUGUUUUCUGCACUUUUGGGUGGACUGCUGCCAUUUGCCGUUAUUUUUGUCGAGCUACGAUUUGUACUUAUGAGUGUUUGGCAAAAGUCGACGUACUACUACAUGUACGGGUUUCUUGCACUUGUGUUUGGAGUGCUAGUUGCAACUGUCAUGGAAAUGUCAAUUGUUGUCACAUACUUCCAGCUCAGCUCGGAGGACUACCGCUGGUAUUGGAAGUCCUUUAUUGUGGGUACAGGUUCAGCAUGGUGGAUCAUGCUCUACUCAGUGUACUAUUACGUGGUUCACCUCAACAUUGACGGCUUUAUUGCGUCACUCAUGUAUUUUGCCUACACUUUUAUGGGGUGUGUGGUUUACGGUCUUAUUACCGGGUCCAUUGGGUUUUUGGCCUCUUAUUUUUUUGUUUUCCGGAUCUACAGUGCCAUCAAGGCUGAUUAA